Molecule: messenger RNA, 1351 nt
Organism: Lolium perenne
Lineage: Eukaryota; Viridiplantae; Streptophyta; Magnoliopsida; Poales; Poaceae
Source: RefSeq, a predicted model, not a curated record
CUGUGCAAGGGAUAAUUGGAGAUUCACCCUCCGCCUCAUGGAGCAAGACCCUUCCCGGAUGCGGAACCACCUCUGUGACGCGGCUUGUUUCCACUCCAGGCCUGUCUCGCGCGCAAAGUGGAUGGCAAAGUGGGAUUCCAAGAAAUAUGAGAGAUACGUUGUUCGUAAAAAACGAGCAGCAGGAAAGAAGGCCCUCAAAGAUUACCUUUGUAUGGAAAAGCCAACACCUCAUAUACAGAAAUAUGAGAGAUGCGUUGUUCGUCAAAGACGAGCAGAAAGAAAGAAGGCCAUGAAAGAUUACCUCCUAUAUGGAAAAGUCAACACCUCAUAUACAGGAUGGACGUAUGGGCAGCUUUGUCAAUUCACAUGAUAUUCCAUGAUUCAAAACCUUCAGAAAAAUUACCUCAGGAUCACAGUUCAACCAAGUCUCGACAAGGAGUACACCAUCAAAGAAAAUGUAUGGUUCCCUCUUAGCACAAUAGAUGCAUAUUUUGGUUUUCAUGUGAUGCUGCCUUGGAAAUAUAAACGUGGUCAUCUAGGAUUUCUGAAUUGUUAUGUGUAGAUUUUAUAUCACUCUAGUGGCCCCCAUAGGACCUCAUCAAGCUGUUUACAUGGUCUGUUAUUGUUGCCUUUUCUGCAUAUCUUACAUAGUUACAUGUGUGGACAUGAUUUAUUAACAUGGAAACAUGCGACAUUUGAGAAUAUAUACCGGCAAACAACUGCUACAGCCUACAUAUCAACUACAUGGAUCCUGAUUAUAUAUUACAUUGUGUGGUUCCUGUUUCAUGCAGUGCUUUAUUGAACUUUCCCAGGUUUUAUAGCAUUGAUUUGUGCUAUUGACCAUACAGAUCACUUCAAGUACUCCGGACAAGGAGUAGCUUUUAUCAUAUUAAAUGACACUUAGACGAGCAUAUUUAUUUUUGUCGACAAGAGGGACAAGGAGAAGUUCUACAACUUUUUUCUGUGAGACACUUACGUAAAUCCUGAAAACAUUUUCGAAACCAUCUUUAGUGAGGAUCGUGGUUUAUUUGGUCUAGUAUGUCAUGUGAGAGUUUCACUUUGGAGAAUCAUCAUCUGGAUUUAGAUUUUAGACAGGCCGGUGCAUCACGAAGACAGCGAGUUGCAAGCGACAGCGUAGACGAAAAUGACGAUGUUGGCGGCAUCAGUGAAAUAACUGGCUUCGGCUCACAUGCUCACAGGGUCACCCUUUGGUUGCCACUGUGUGGUCAACUAACCCUAGAUGAUGUCAAAACAGCGUGAAUUUCCCCUCUGUCAUGGCUCCUCAAAUUGCCUUUGUCUUGCCACCAUUACAAAAUUUUGUAUCAAUGCAUCCCAUUGGUGCUGACCUGAG